Phalacrocorax carbo (great cormorant) is the source of this 3391-nucleotide messenger RNA. Lineage: Eukaryota; Metazoa; Chordata; Aves; Suliformes; Phalacrocoracidae. The record is from RefSeq and is a predicted model, not a curated record.
GCGGGUCAGCCGUGCCCGCUCCGCCGGAUUAGCGCGGGCGCGGCCUAAGCCUAUUUCCUCCCACCACCCUCGAGGACGGCCCAGCAUGGAGGACGGCGGCCCCGAGCGGUGCGGCGGGGAGCCCUGCCUGCAGGUCGGUACCGGCGAUGGCGCCGGUCUGAGCGGCCUCCUCCUCCUCCUCCCGACGGCUCUACCCGCCCUGGGGGACCGGGCUGCCCGUGCAGAGCCCGCCCAGCCAGGUGAGGGGCGCUGGCCUGGCCCAGGGGGGCCCGGCGCGGGGCCGGGGUGGCUGUGGGCGGGGGCUGCGCCCCCCCCACCGCCCUGCACCGAGGGUCCCCCCACCGCGGGCAGCAGCUCCCUGGGGGGCCUGGCCCGCUCCCUGCAGAAGGCGGAGGCCAUGCUGCGCAGCUGCGUCAGCCCCGGCCUGCGGCGCCUGCUGCCCUCGCGGCCCCGCCAGCACGGCGACGGCGGCGACGACAGGGACGACGAGGAGGAGGAGGAGGCACCAGCCCUCCUGGCCGCGCUGGAGCAGGCCUUCCCAGGGCUGCGCCGCUGCCUCUGCGUCUGGGAGGACCCCCGCACCGAGACCUUCCGGGGCCGCGUGCAGCCCCAGCCCGGCGACGGCGCCGCUGCCUUCUCCCACCACCCGGUGCACCCACGCGUGGCCGAGCGCGGCGCCGCCCUGCACGCCCUGCUGCAGCACCGCCACCACCUCCGCCUCGCCCGCGACUACAGCCGCCGCCUGAAGGCCGCCUCCGACUUCCUCCGCCGGCUCCUGGCGUUGGUGGAGCGGCCGGAGUCGCCGGCGGGGGAGGCGGUGGCCGCCCCGCCGCUGCAGGGGCUCUGCCAGGAGCUGCGGACGCACGCCGGCCACUGGAGCGGGCUGCAGCGGCGGAUGCGCGGCGACCCGUGGCUGCGGCCGCUGCUGCUGCGCCGGCACGAGUCGGUGGCACACAUGCGGCGGGCGCUGCUGCUGCUGGCGCUGCACGCCACGCGGCUGGCCGAGCGCCACGCCGAGGCGCGGCUGCGGGCCCUGGCACGGGCUGGCCCUGCCGCCGCCCCACCACCGGCGCUGCUCUCCGACCUCUUCCAGGGCCUGGAGAUCUACAACCAGGUCGUGGGUGACCUGGCUUUGGAGCUGGGCAUCGCUGCCUGCCUGCCCGCCGGCACCACCGGCCGCCCCGGGACCACUGGGGACCAUUCCCACGCCUUCCCUGCGGCCAGGGUGCUGGGGAUACUGGCAGCCGAGCGGGGCCGGCUGACGGCUGAGCGGCUCCAGCCCCUCCUGCAGCCGCGGGACGGGGGCGGUGGAGCAGAACACGUCUGCUGGGAGGACACCAAGGUGCCUUGGCCCCCGGAGCACAGCGCCAUGGCGGCAGAUGCGGAACCCUCCGGACGGGAGGAGCCGCUGGGCCUCGCUGGGGAGCUGCAGGCGCUGUGCAGGGAGGACGAGGAGCUGAUGGGCCUCAUCCUGGGGGUGCUGGUGGCCUCCGCCGACAGCCUCUGGCACCAUGUCCUCUAUGGGCCCAAGCAGAAGGCAGCGGCGGCGGAGGGCCCCAAGUCCCUGGAGCUCCCAGCGGGCAGCCGAGGCACAGCCACGGGGCCGAGCUUUCCCGGCUGGAAGUCGGUGCGGUGGCUGGAUGCCUCCCGCGCCCCGGCGGCCGAGGCCCUGCAUGCCCAGUACCGCGCGCUCUUCUGGGGGGCCACCGGCAUGGCGCUGGGGCACCGCCUGGGGCUGCUGCACUGCGGGGCGGGCACGGCCGCAGCUGCCGCGCGGGAGCUGAGCCACGCUCUCACCCAGGCCCGCGUCCCCCGGGAGUGCGAGGAGGAGCUGGGGCAGCUCUGCCUGCGCCUGCUGUGCUGGGGUGUGCUCCGGAGCUGGGAGAGAGACUUCGCCCGCGCCCUGGGCUCGGGUCUGUCCGACAAGUGCUCGGGGGAGGCGGCGCCGGCGGCAGGGCCGGUGCGGAGCAGGACGGCGCAAUGCCUGCAGCGGCUCUACCCGGCGCUGACCUUCGCCCUGUGCUGCCUGCGGUCCCUGCCUGCCUGCCCGCCCGCUGCUGAAGUCGGAGACAGACAGGCUGGUGGUGCUGGUGAGCGGGACCUUCCCGGAGCCUGGGGACGCCCCCCCGCCACUGCCCCCUGCCCCGCUGUCCCGCCAGCAGCACCAGCUGUGCCAGCAGAUCCACUCCAUGGCUGCCAGCAUCCAGCUCUUCUCGGGGGAUGUGCUGAAGAUGUUCUCCGCCAACUGCAAGCGGAUGUCGGCAGAGAUCUUCGACCAGACCAUGCCGCUGGGCAAGCACUGGAGGGUCGGCCUCCGCACCGACCUGCCCAGCUCCCCCAGCGCGUACGCGGCGGCAGCGGCCCAGGCGGUGCUGGGCCAGGUGCUGCAGGGCGCCCAGCUUCUGCCCCGGGACGCCCAGGCGCCCGCCCUGGCCCGGGUGACCACGGCCUUCCUGGAAGCGUGGAUGGACCACAUCCUGGCCCAGAGGAUCAAGUUCAGCCUGCAGGGAGCCUUGCAGCUGCGGCAGGACUUCGAGCUGGUGCGGGAGCUGCUGGGCUCGGAGCGCUACGGGCUGGCCCCCGAGACCCGGCAGUCCCUGCUCUCCCUGCGCGUCUUCCAGCAGAUGGACGGGGCCAUCCUCUGCCUCCUGCAGCAGCCCGGCGGGGCGGCCGGCGUGUCCCCCCGGCCCUGGCACUCCCUGCGACGAUGCUGCUCGGACAACGGUGCCCAGGCGCAGGAGCCGGGCAGCCUGCACGGUCUGGAGACCCUGGAGGUGCCGCCGGCGGCGGGGACCCCCCCGUCUGCCCCCGGUGCCGAGGUGCCGUCGCGGUUGCGGGGCGGCGUCCCCGAGUCCUACCUCUCGGGCAACCAGCAGCAGUGGCUGUCGCUGCGGCUGCACCGGGCGCGACGCUGGCGCGUUCCCGGCCUGCCCUGCAUCGGCAACGGCCCCGAGGCCUGACCGCGCGCGGCGGCGGCGGCGGCAAUAAAACGGCUGCGGGAGCUGAGCCGCCGUGCCCGUGUCUGUCUGCGUCCCGGCGUCCCGCCCCGUCCCCGGCUGCGGGUGGGAGCUGGACCCCGAGCACCCCGCGCCCCGGCGGGGGGUCCUGCCUGCUGCUGCCUGCACCCGCUCCUGCCCGCAGCACGGUCGAACCGGCCCCGGUCCCCGGUGCGGGGGGCUUUGCCCGGUACCCCCGACCCCCACCCGGGUCGCCAAGGUUCGGCAGCGGCCCCGGCGAACGCCGGCGACCCGGGCAGGGGUCGCGGGUACCCGGGCUACCGGAGCCCGCGGUGUGACUACGGUUCCCAUGAUGCCGCCGCCCCCGGCCACUUCCGCCGCGGGGCGGGGUCGGGCUGAGCCGAGCGCCCCUUCCCGGUCCCGGUCCCGGUCCC